Cetraspora pellucida is the source of this 471-nucleotide messenger RNA. The record is from the annotation of a GenBank genome assembly. NCBI's taxonomy places the organism in Eukaryota, Fungi, Glomeromycota, Glomeromycetes, Diversisporales, Gigasporaceae.
AUGUUAAAAAAAUGGCUAGACGAUGCAAUAAAAAAUGGCAACAUAAGAUCAAUAAAUUACAAAGAUUUUUAUAAUAUCAGUCCAGUUGCACGAGAUGCGUCUAGUGAGGUUUUGAAGGCAUACUGGACAAAUGGUGAAAGUUUUGUUGCUUUAAAAACGCAUAGUCCCGCCUCCGGAUCUAAAGAAUCACUUGACAAUUUUGUUCGUGAGGUCAUUGUUAGCAAAAAACCUGUGAAUGUUGUAAAUAAUUGUUUAAAUACUCCGAACAGUAGUACUCUAAUUGCACCACCAUUAAGCCAAGUUAAUGCAAAUAUGGCUGGAAUGUCUAUAAAUGAUCAAAAUUGUUUCGACAUGAAUAAUAACAACACUAAUGCGAGACAAACUGAACUAUUGGGAAGUGCACAAAAUAUAAACAAAGAAUUGACGGCGGUUAGUUUAAGAAAAUUCAGAAGUUGGAUUUGCAAAGGAUAA